Molecule: messenger RNA, 1185 nt
Organism: Rhagoletis pomonella (apple maggot)
Lineage: Eukaryota; Metazoa; Arthropoda; Insecta; Diptera; Tephritidae
Product: 4-hydroxyphenylpyruvate dioxygenase-like
Exons: 5
Coding region: 1-1146 (381 amino acids)
Biological process (GO): L-tyrosine catabolic process
Cellular component (GO): Golgi membrane; endoplasmic reticulum membrane
Molecular function (GO): 4-hydroxyphenylpyruvate dioxygenase activity
Source: RefSeq, a predicted model, not a curated record
AUGAAUACUUCAUAUACCGACAAAGGACCAAAGCCGAAAUUCGGCAAAUUUCUAAGUUUCGAUCAUCUGACCUUCUAUGUGGGCAAUGCCAAACAGGCAGCCAGCUACUAUACGACACGAUUCGGUUUUACACAUGUAGGUUAUCGGGGUCUCGAGACGGGCGAUCGUCGGCUAGCUAGUCACGCUGUGAAACAAAAUCGCAUAAUCUUCGUGUUUGUAUCUGCCUACAAACCCGCCGAUGCGGAGCAUGGUGAUCAUUUGGUUAAACAUGGUGAUGGUGUAAAAGAUGUGGCCUUUGAGGUUGAUGAUUUGGAUGGAAUUUUCAAGUAUGCAAAAGAACGUGGUGCUGUAGUAGUGCGGGAUGUUUGGGAAGAAACAGAUGAAUAUGGAAGCGUACGAUUCGCCACCAUUAAAACGUACGGCGACAGUACUCAUACAUUCGUCGAUCGUACUAAAUACAAUGGCAAAUUUCUGCCUGGCUUCAUAACACCCGCGCCCGACAAUCUACUUAAAGGUUUGCCGCCCACAAAACUUGACUUCAUCGACCACGUCGUUGGUAAUCAACCUGAUUUGCAGAUGGAGAGCGUGGCUGCUUGGUAUGAACGCGUUUUGCAAUUCCAUCGUUUUUGGUCAGUCGAUGAUUCUCAAAUACACACUGAUUACUCUGCACUGCGUUCCAUUGUUAUGGCCAACUAUGAGGAGAACGUAAAGAUUCCCAUCAAUGAACCAGCAAAAGGCAAGAAGAAAUCACAAAUUCAAGAGUAUGUGGAAUACUAUGGUGGUGCAGGUGUACAGCAUAUUGCACUCAACACCAGCGAUAUUAUAACAUCGGUGCGUAAUUUACGUACCCGGGGCUUAGAAUUUCUAAAAAUACCAAGUUCCUACUAUGACAUUUUGGAAGCGAAUUUGAAGAAUAGUCGUACAAAGAUCAAAGAAGAUAUGGAGCUAUUGAAAGAGUUAAAUAUUUUAAUAGAUUACGACGAAGAUGGGUAUUUGCUGCAAAUCUUCACAAAAAAUAUGCAAGAUAGACCAACCUUGUUCAUAGAGGUCAUUCAGCGACACAAUCACAAUGGUUUUGGCGCUGGCAACUUCAAGUCCCUGUUUACGGCAAUUGAGAUCGAACAGGCAAAACGUGGCAAUUUAUAGAAUUCAGUAUCAUAUGCAUACAUACACGCUAAUCCUUAA